This is a messenger RNA of Saccoglossus kowalevskii, 955 nucleotides long. Its product is annotated as uridylate-specific endoribonuclease B-like. The record is from RefSeq and is a predicted model, not a curated record. Gene Ontology annotation, molecular function: RNA endonuclease activity. Lineage: Eukaryota; Metazoa; Hemichordata; Enteropneusta; Harrimaniidae.
AUGGCAUUGAGAUAUCUUUAUAUGGCAUUGAGAUACCCUUGUAUGGUGUUGAGAUACUCUUACUUCAUCAAAGAUGACCAUUAUCGAAUACCUGCAAACGUGGAAUACUUACAACUGUUCAUCUUACUGGCAGCUCUAUCUGGUCUUAGGAUGUGUAGCAAAUUUGAAACUGAUCCUGAACUCAAUGACAUCAUCAGAAAAUUAUGGGAUGUUGAUGAAGGCAGUUUGACACCUGGUGAGGACUAUGCCAUCGACCUGCAGGGUAAAACUCGAGUGCAUUUAGACGGCAGGCAGGAUAAAGCUGAUGAACCACUAUUUUCAUUUGUCAAAGACAAUGUCUUCCAAAGAGAAACAUAUAAAUCAUUCUUGGCACUGCUUGAUAAUUAUGAACAAGAGACUGGCCUAGCAGAGGAAGUCACACCGGAAGAGUUCAAAGAGAAUUGGAAGUUCAUCAAUGCUAUAAUGAAGACCAAUGUGAUGCAACUAGCUCAUAAAAUAUUAGUUUCUAAAGACAAGGCAGUAGAUGAUGUCGGAGCAUUUAAAGAACAACUUUAUGAAAUGUGGUUUCAUCUUUAUCGAAGAACCAGGGGAGUCAGGAAUUUUGACUCUUCUGGAUUCGAACAUGUGUUUGUUGGUGAGACCCGUGGUGGUACAGACGAUGUGAUGGGAUUUCAUAACUGGAUUCAGUUUUAUCUUCAAGAACGCCGUGGAAACAUUGAUUACAAAGGAUGGAUACCACCACGAGGAAGAAAAUCCAAGAAACCAAUAGAUAACCCAAGAUUGAUCAGCAUUCAGUUCAGCUGGAAACAAGAUGUAAAAGCUGUUGGCAGUACAUUCAUUGGUACAAGUCCAGAAUUUGAAAUGGCGCUGUACACAGUGUGUUUCUUGCUAGGUAAAGAUAACAACCACUUUGAGCUUGGAGACUACCAGUUUGAAAUCGUUGUUCAUCGCUGGG